UUCCUACCCUCUAGCUAGUGAAUCUCAAUACUCUCCACAAAGUUCACUAAAACAGUACAACUCAACAAAGAAGGCCAACAGUUAGUUAUUGAAAGGUGAAGUCACCAAAACAACUCAUUUCAAGGUGAAGUCACCAAAACAACUCAUUUCCUCUGGGCUAGCUGUUUGCCACACCUAACUUCCUGACAGUCAAACGCAUGGCCAGCAACCGCAAAAGUCAGACUAAUCUAUCAGGUUGGUUUUUGUCUAUAUUAUCAAGCCCUGUACACACAAGCAACCAACAAGAUCAGAGUGGCGAUACCGAACUAAAGAACAUUGGCGACGAAGACUGGUGUGUUAUUGACGAUACAAACAUGGAGAAUAGUGAUGGCACCACCUCAAGUACAAGAAAGAAAAGCUCAACUAAAUCAUCACCUAGUUUAGGGCCUGGUUCAAUAGGGCCUAGAAGCAGCUCUGUGUCUGGUCAAAAGAGUACUAGGUCUAUUACUUCCUCUCCAAAUUCGCUACAACGAUCAUCGAGUAGCCGCGGACGAAAGCCUACCAACUUGGACGUUCUACAAAAUGGCCGCUCGAACGGUCGUAGUUCGUCACCAGGACGAAGUGUAACUGGUCCCGGUAGAAGCAGUAGUCCGAAUCGAAGCCCUCUUCCGAAGAAAAGUUCGAUGAGUUCAAGUCGAAGUGCAUCGUCUCCCGUCCCAUCACACACACACCAAAACGGGACGAAAUCUACGGCAGACAUGGACGAUUCUUCACUGGCGUCUAAAAUACGGGACACCCUUCGAAUUAGCCGUCCCAAGAAGAAGAAAGGCACCAAAGGAAAAGGACUUGCUUACUCCGUAACACCUGUUGAAAUCAAUAUGAACGCGUCGUCGAAAUAUCAAGAUCCAUUCGAGACAAGUUGUUCUGAGGGUACAGAUGCUAAGGCUAGUCAAGAUCACAGCUUCAAGCCUGUGUCUAUCCCACAUAAUAAGCCAGAGUACUGUGAUGUGUGUGGGGAGACGGCCUGGGGGCUCUACAGACAGGUGCUCAAGUGUGCCAGUUGUGAGUUCAUUGUCCAUCGCAAGUGUGAGACUAAAGUGACCGUCACUUGUUCCUCUCGUCUCCAUGCCGUCCUAUCACAUGACAAGCAGGUGGAGGACAUCGAGAUAAUAGCGGCCGCAGAGAAACAACAACAGAUAGAAGAAAAGAAAGAGUCUACCCCGCCCCUUCAGGUGGUGGUGUUGCGGAACCACUCCUCCCAGCACUCCACUAGUGACAACACUCACACUGAGUCAGGGUCAUCCAACACCAGCAACAACUCAAGCUCCACCUCCUCCUCACAAGUCUCGAGUCAUCAGCUGAUCUUAGAGAAGACGAAGCUCACUCGUAAGAUACGAGAGUACAACAGGAAGACCACUCCCGUCCACCACAUCCACCUCAGAAGCUCACACAACGAUCCCAGUCUGAUUGAGUACCAAGGGUUCGUGAGGGUUCACAUGUGUGUACAGCGACCCAUACACGUCUCCACGGCGAUCACUCGUACCUCUUGGUAUCGUCUCAUGAGGCCAGUCAAAGAGAGGACCACCAACUCAGUGGAUGGCAUGUCAGAUGGAUUUGAGACUGCAUUCUACCUGCCCACUGACACCAACAGACUGGUACACAUCAUCAACACAACCACCACCAAAGAGUUGGUGUCCAUUUUGCUCAAGAAGUUUUGCGUAACUGACAAUCCAAAAAAGUUCUCAUUGUACGAGGAAUAUGGCAGUGACUGUCGGCGAUUGUUUGAGGAGGACCACCCGCUGGAGAUCAUGCUUGAUGGCAGCUGUGCUCAUCGUAACAGCAAGCUAGUGCUCCGUGACAACACAUACUCAACCAUCCAAUGGGACGCAUUCGCUCUGCCUGAACUCACCAACUUUAUUCGGAUACUCCAUCAGGAAGAGGAGAUAUACAUAAAGAAGCUGACGGCAAGGUUUGCUGCCUGGAAGCAGUGCAUCUGUCACGCUCAGAAGGAGGCAUGUAUGGAAGACAUCACGAAACAGACAAGACAGAACAUAGCUAGCAGCUCAAACACUACCCCCCCAAUUAGCAGAAAAUUGCCCCCCACUAACUCUUCCCCCAGACCUAAGAGAAAGUUGCCCCCCACACCCACUACUAAAGUGGAGAGUGUAGUGUGACUGUAUUUGCUGAUUUUCUAACUCUGUUCACUGUAUUUUCUACUAAUUGUUGCACUUAAUUUACUGACGAUGUUUUGCACUUUCACUUUCAUAGUGUGUCUUGUUUACACUUG
Halichondria panicea is the source of this 2266-nucleotide messenger RNA. Its product is annotated as ras association domain-containing protein 1 homolog. Gene Ontology annotation, biological process: signal transduction. The transcript has 10 exons. Bases 198 to 2153 code for a protein of 651 amino acids. NCBI's taxonomy places the organism in Eukaryota, Metazoa, Porifera, Demospongiae, Suberitida, Halichondriidae. The record is from RefSeq and is a predicted model, not a curated record.